AUGGCGCGACUUUUGCUGGUCCCGCUGCUACUCGCGGCGCUCGCCGCUGUCCCGGGCGCGCAUUCAGCCGCCGUGUUCCCGCAGCCGCGCGACGUCGCCGUGCCGGGCACGCUCGAAACCACCGACGGCAUCGACAGCACCGAUGGCACCGCCGCCGCGUCGUAUACAUCGUCCUAUUGGAACGACGGCACGGCCACGGUCAAGUACACCAACGGCCCCAACGGCCAGUACUCCGUCACCUGGUCCGGCGACAAGGGCAACUUUGUCGCCGGCAAGGGCUGGAACGGCGCGCCGCCGGCCGCGGUCAACUACUCGGGCACCUUUGAACCCAAGGGCAACGCUUACCUGUCCAUGUACGGCUGGACCACGAACCCGCUCGUCGAGUACUACAUUGUCGAGUCGUACGGCACGCACAAGCCCUGCUCGUCGCCCAGCGACGAGGCCACGCAAAAGGGCAACGUCACCGUCGACGGCUCGACGUACGAGAUUUGGACCAAGAUCCGGCGCAACAAGCCGUCCAUCCAGGGCACGGCCACGUUCCCGCAGUUCUUUUCGAUCCGCACGGACCGGCGCGUCGGUGGCACGGUGCACACGGACGCGCACUUCAAGGCGUUUGCCGCGGGCGGUCUCAAGAUGGGGACGCAAAAGUACAUGAUUGUGGCGACGGAGGGCCAGGACAGCAGCGGCACGGCAUCGAUUGACGUGGGCGUCGCGCCGGCGGCGGCGGCGUGA
Messenger RNA from Sporothrix schenckii 1099-18, 732 nucleotides. Its product is annotated as endo-1,4-beta-xylanase. The record is from RefSeq and is a predicted model, not a curated record. Gene Ontology annotation, biological process: xylan catabolic process. Gene Ontology annotation, molecular function: hydrolase activity, hydrolyzing O-glycosyl compounds. Lineage: Eukaryota; Fungi; Ascomycota; Sordariomycetes; Ophiostomatales; Ophiostomataceae. The transcript has a single exon. Bases 1 to 732 code for a protein of 243 amino acids.